UCCAGGAAGGUGCUUCACAUGCUCACCACUGCGGAAGGCAUAAUGACCCAGACGGACAGGCUUAACGGAGAUGGGCUGCAGGAGGUGUUUGCUACCAACCUCUUUGGACACUUUAUGCUGGUUCGUCAACUUGAGCCUCUACUCUGCGGUAAUGAAAAGCCCUCACGACUCAUCUGGACUUCUUCCAGCAAUGCCAGGGAGUCUGCCUUCAGCCUUUCUGACUAUCAGCAUGCCAAGGGGCAGGAAUCAUACAGUUCCUCCAAAUAUGCUACUGACCUGACAAGUGUGGUUCUGAACAGGAAAUUUAAUAAGCAGGGACUGUAUUCCAGUGUUGUUUGUCCUGGUCUCGUUAUGUCUAACAUGACCUACAGAAUUUUGCCAGUUUUUCUGUGGAAGCUGCUAAUGCCCAUCAUGUGGUUGAUCCGCUUUUUUGCCAAAACUUACACUCUGACACCGUACAAUGGAGCUGAAGCUCACGUGUGGCUCUUCAAACAGAAGCCAGAGUACCUGGAUGCGCUUGUCAAAUACCACAGCUGUACUUCUGGACUGGGGAAGAACUAUGUGGAGCCCAGAAAGAUGGACGUGGAUGAAGAAAUUGCUGAGAAAUUUUACCAAAAGCUGUUGGAACUGGAGAAGCAGUCUCUAGAGAAAUACAGUGAUCUCCUAGAUUAAGUAAAGCCAGUCUCAAUGGGAUAACAGUCUCGCAUUGGUAACAUGGGCUUUCUUCAUUCUGGUGCUACUUACGUUGCCUGCCAUUCUACAGGC
Molecule: messenger RNA, 765 nt
Organism: Charadrius vociferus (killdeer)
Lineage: Eukaryota; Metazoa; Chordata; Aves; Charadriiformes; Charadriidae
Gene: HSD17B7
Product: hydroxysteroid (17-beta) dehydrogenase 7
Exons: 6
Biological process (GO): cholesterol biosynthetic process
Cellular component (GO): endoplasmic reticulum membrane
Molecular function (GO): estradiol 17-beta-dehydrogenase [NAD(P)+] activity; 5-alpha-androstane-3-beta,17-beta-diol dehydrogenase (NADP+) activity; 3-beta-hydroxysteroid 3-dehydrogenase (NADP+) activity
Source: RefSeq, a predicted model, not a curated record